AUGACAAAAGACCAACCCCAAGAGCAAACUUGGCAAGCUAUUGCUUCUGCGCGGCGCAAACAGUUGGAUCUCUUGAUCCCAACAGAAUGGAAAUUGAGCGAUGAAUUCAAGGCUUCACUCCCUGCGGAUGGCCGGCUGAUACAGGCGGACCCCGCACGGAAGAGUGGGAUUCUCUCAGAGACGGAACUGGAUAUCACAGAGAACUAUUCGGCUGCUCAGCUCCUCGAGCGACUUGCACGGAGCGAAGUCAGUUCUUUGGCUGUUACAACGGCGUUCUGCAAAAGGGCGGCCAUUGCGCAGCAGUUGACUUCAUGCCUGACGGAGCAUUUCUUUUCCCAAGCCCUAGAGCGAGCUAAGUAUCUUGAUGAGUAUCUUAGUCGGGAAGGAAAAGUUAUUGGCCCGCUACAUGGUCUCCCGAUCAGUAUCAAGGAGACCUUCCGCGUCAAGGGCAUUCAUACGACUGUGGGCUAUGUAUCAUUCUUAGAUAAUGGACUGGCAACUGAGAAUUCGGCACUGGUAGACUUGUUGCUUGAUCUAGGCGCGGUUCUAUAUGUGAAGACAAAUAUUCCGCAGACCCUGAUGACUGCCGACUCUGACAACAACAUCUACGGCCGGACCUUGAAUCCAAACAACACCAACCUCACUGCAGGAGGGUCGAGCGGUGGUGAAGGGGCCCUUAUAGCCUUCCGAGGCUCUAUCCUGGGCGUGGGAACCGACGUCGCCGGGUCCAUUCGCAUCCCGGCUCUUUGCUGCGGCGUGUAUGGCUUCAAACCAACGACCGGCCGCGUCCCCUUUGCAGGGCAAGUAACUGGUGUCGCAGAGGAAACACCGAUGAUAGAGCCAUCAGCAGGGCCGCUAGCCCAAACCUUCGAUGAUCUCGAGCUAUUCAUGUCCACCGUUUCGAACGCAGAGCCUUGGAGAUACGAUGCCACUGCGGCUUCGGUGCCUUGGAACGGCCAGAAAGAGUCUCGAUCUGUUCUGACAAUCGGCGUACUCCCAGAAGACCCCCACUUUCCUUUUCACCCACCCGUCAAAAGGGCACUGGAAUCCGCUGUUGAAGCCCUCGAGAAAAAGGGCCACCGUAUCGUCCGACUGCCUGACGUGACGACCCGAGGCACUGCACACGCAAUGCGCCUGGCGUUCCAUUAUUUCACAUAUGGUCCGCGGCCUGACAAUUUGAGUGCCAGCGGAGAACCACCCGUGUCAUCCGUAGCUAAGAUCCAGCUCACGUCGCCCAUGUUUUCAGGACCUGCUUUCCUGGGUGAGGAAGAUAUUGGGGUCUUUGAGCAAAUAGCCACCCUGAGCAUUGCGCGCAAGAAACUGGGCGACGAGUGGCGUAAGGCUAUUGUAGAGAACAACCUGGAUGUCGUUCUGGCUCCGGGUGCGCAGAAUACAGCGGUGCCGCAUGAUACGUACGGAUGGCCACCGUAUACUACUCUUUGGAACUUGCUCAAUUAUCCCGCAUGCAUCAUCCCAUACGGGAAAGCGUCAAGGGAGCUCGAUCCUGAGCCUCUGGUGUUGGAAGAGACUGGCCAGCCGAAUUAUGACCCUGUAGCGGUGGACGGUGCCCCGUGUGCUCUUCAGGUUGUGGCGCCCCGGUUCCAGGACGAAAAGUGUCUUUCUGCAGCGAGGAUAAUUGAUCUGGAUAUUCGCUCUUGA
Molecule: messenger RNA, 1659 nt
Organism: Aspergillus puulaauensis
Lineage: Eukaryota; Fungi; Ascomycota; Eurotiomycetes; Eurotiales; Aspergillaceae
Exons: 5
Coding region: 1-1659 (552 amino acids)
Source: RefSeq, a predicted model, not a curated record